Messenger RNA from Aspergillus japonicus CBS 114.51, 408 nucleotides. RefSeq lists its product as uncharacterized. The record is from RefSeq and is a predicted model, not a curated record. Bases 55 to 282 code for a protein of 75 amino acids. The transcript has a single exon. Lineage: Eukaryota; Fungi; Ascomycota; Eurotiomycetes; Eurotiales; Aspergillaceae.
UCGAAAUAUACCACUGGACUUAAUUUGCCCUUCCCUGUUGUUGGUGGUUCCUGGAUGAACGAACCGGUGAUGCGAGUCUUUUCCAGUGCUCUGGAGUGCUUUCCCUGUGGCAUCAUCAUCAUCACUUCCAUCACCUCCAUUACAUUCCACCUCACCUCAUUGACUAUCAUCCAGGUUGAUUCGAUUGUUCAACCACCCCUGUUACUCGGUCGCAUCUUGGGCAACCGCCAAUUGGGACUUGGUUUCAUACCAUCUAAACCUACUGUUUUGCAUUAUCGUUGAACUAUGAUGAUGUUCGUUCAUAAGUAUCUUUGUUUGAACCCCUCCUCCCCUCCCUCUCCCCCGCCAUCAUAAAUUACGACUACUUACGUAGUGUGUCUGAUCCUGAUCUCAACUGCAGACAAGCCA